AUCAACAGGAAGAGGACACUCUGGUUCUACAAUUUGUAAAAGAAUUAUAUGCUGAGGAAGAGGACGCUCUACUUCCAGGAUUUGUAAAAAAGCCUUGCUUCUGUUGUGGUAUCUCUGGUGUAUUUCCUACAGACCUUGAGAUGGAGAAAUCUCUUCUUCAUGAUUUUCAAAGAUUAUAUGCUGAGGAAGAGGACACUCUACUUCCAGGAUUUCUAAAAAAGCCUUGCUUCUGUUGUGGUAUCUCUGGUGUAUUUCCUACAGACCUUGAGAUGGAGAAAUCUCUUCGUCAUGAUUUUCAAAGAUUAUAUGCUGAGGAAGACGACACUCUACUUCCAGGAUUUGUAAAAAAGCCUUGCUUCUGUUGUGGUAUCUCUGGUGUAUUUCCUACAGACCUUUGAGAUGGAGAAAUCUCUUCUUCAUGAUUUUCAAAGAUUAUAUGCUGAGGAAGAGGACACUCUACUUCCAGGAUUUGUAAAAAAGUCUUGCUUCUGUAGUGGUAUCUCUGGUGUAUUUCCUACAGACCCUUGAGAUGGAGAAAUCUCUUCGUCAUGAUUUCAAAGGUAAUUAAUGUAAUUCCUGACAUUAUUGCUAAUUUUGAUUUUGAUUUUUUAAAAAUUUCUAAAAAUGUGUUAACAUGUUGAAAAUGGCUCUAAUCAGUAUCUUAACACAUUUUUAGAAAAUUUUCAAAUAUCCUCAGUUUUCGCCAAAAUAGUAAGGGGUACCCCUUUGGCCAAAA
Dendronephthya gigantea is the source of this 736-nucleotide messenger RNA. RefSeq lists its product as uncharacterized. The record is from RefSeq and is a predicted model, not a curated record. The transcript is spliced from 9 exons. The annotation marks the transcript as partial. Lineage: Eukaryota; Metazoa; Cnidaria; Anthozoa; Malacalcyonacea; Nephtheidae.